Peromyscus leucopus (white-footed mouse) is the source of this 7211-nucleotide messenger RNA. It is a transcript of the gene Taok1, whose product is annotated as TAO kinase 1. NCBI's taxonomy places the organism in Eukaryota, Metazoa, Chordata, Mammalia, Rodentia, Cricetidae. The coding region runs from base 768 to 3773 and encodes 1001 amino acids. Gene Ontology annotation, biological process: protein phosphorylation; execution phase of apoptosis. Gene Ontology annotation, molecular function: ATP binding; protein kinase activity. The transcript has 20 exons. The record is from RefSeq and is a predicted model, not a curated record.
GUUGGGGAAGGGGGGGGCUCCUGGGCAGCGGCCGAGCUCUGUGGCUUCAGGGCUUGGAAGGAGAGAGGGAGGGUGGCGAGGAGAGUGAGUCGGUGCCGCCGCCGCCCGCCCGCCUGAGGAAAGAGGAGGGGUCCCGCUCGCCUUGCGCCCUCGGCGGGCCGCGAGCGCGGAGCAGUCGCGGAACUCCCAGGCCUCUCGGCCCCUGGGGACCCCGCCCCGCCGCCCGCCGGCCCGCGGCCUGUCUUCCCUUUGUGAGCGCCCCCUUCCCAGGGGUGCUGGUGGUGGCGGAGGGGUGCGCGUGGGCCCGCCCGCCCGCCGAGGGGCCGCGGCGGGGGACCGACAGGGCCUCGGCUGUGAGGACCGGAGGCGGCCGAGGCCCGGGCCGGUUCCCCCGAGGCGGCGGCGGCGGCGGCGGCGGCUCCCGGCACUUCCCCGCGCCAUCUUAACUGAGCCCGAGCGUUAAGGGCGCCUCCUCGACCCCGGUCGUCCCCUCGUCCCCCCCUCCUCCCCCCGGCCCCUUGUCGCAGAGCCUGGGCUGGGCGGCUGGGGGGGGGGGACGGCGGUCUGUCGCCGGGCCCCCUCCUCCUCCUCACUCCUCGCUCUCCAGCGCCGCGGCCACCGGAGCGCUCCAGGGGUCUGCGCCUGCCCACUCCGCCCCAGACCUGCCGGCGAACGGGUUGAUGUCAGUGUGGCUUUAUUCAUACAGAUGAACCAAGCAUUGGGAUAGCAGUAUAAAAUUAGAAUCAGACAGCUGACUGCGCAGCAGGAUGCCAUCAACUAACAGAGCAGGCAGUCUAAAGGACCCUGAGAUUGCAGAGCUCUUCUUCAAAGAAGAUCCGGAAAAGCUCUUCACAGACCUCAGAGAAAUCGGCCAUGGGAGCUUUGGAGCAGUAUAUUUUGCUCGAGAUGUGCGUACUAAUGAAGUGGUGGCCAUCAAGAAAAUGUCUUAUAGUGGAAAGCAGUCUACUGAGAAAUGGCAGGAUAUUAUUAAGGAAGUCAAGUUUCUACAAAGAAUAAAACAUCCCAACAGUAUAGAAUAUAAAGGCUGCUAUUUACGGGAACACACCGCUUGGCUUGUAAUGGAAUAUUGUUUGGGAUCUGCCUCAGAUUUACUAGAAGUUCAUAAAAAGCCAUUACAAGAAGUGGAAAUAGCAGCAAUUACACAUGGUGCUCUCCAGGGAUUAGCUUAUUUACAUUCUCAUACCAUGAUCCAUAGAGAUAUCAAAGCAGGAAAUAUCCUUCUGACAGAGCCAGGCCAGGUGAAACUUGCUGACUUUGGAUCUGCUUCCAUGGCCUCCCCUGCCAAUUCUUUUGUGGGAACACCAUAUUGGAUGGCCCCAGAAGUAAUUUUAGCCAUGGAUGAAGGACAGUAUGAUGGCAAAGUUGAUGUAUGGUCUCUUGGAAUAACAUGUAUUGAAUUAGCGGAGAGGAAGCCUCCUUUAUUUAAUAUGAAUGCAAUGAGUGCCUUAUAUCACAUAGCCCAAAAUGAAUCCCCUACACUACAGUCUAAUGAAUGGUCUGAUUAUUUUCGCAACUUUGUAGAUUCUUGCCUCCAGAAAAUCCCUCAAGAUCGCCCUACUUCAGAGGAACUUUUAAAGCACAUGUUUGUUCUUCGAGAGCGCCCGGACACAGUGUUAAUAGAUCUUAUUCAAAGGACAAAGGAUGCAGUAAGAGAGCUGGACAAUCUGCAGUAUAGAAAGAUGAAGAAACUCCUUUUCCAGGAGGCACAUAAUGGACCAGCGGUAGAAGCACAGGAAGAAGAAGAGGAGCAAGAUCAUGGUGUUGGCCGGACAGGAACAGUGAAUAGUGUUGGAAGUAAUCAGUCUAUUCCCAGUAUGUCUAUCAGUGCCAGCAGUCAAAGCAGCAGUGUUAACAGUCUUCCAGACGCCUCGGAUGACAAGAGUGAGCUAGACAUGAUGGAGGGAGACCAUACAGUAAUGUCUAACAGUUCUGUCAUCCACUUAAAACCUGAGGAGGAAAAUUACAGAGAAGAAGGAGAUCCUAGAACAAGAGCAUCAGAUCCACAGUCUCCACCUCAAGUGUCUCGUCACAAAUCACAUUAUCGUAAUAGAGAACACUUUGCAACUAUAAGAACAGCAUCACUGGUUACAAGGCAGAUGCAAGAGCAUGAGCAGGACUCUGAACUUCGAGAACAGAUGUCUGGUUACAAGCGGAUGAGGCGGCAGCAUCAAAAGCAGCUGAUGACUCUGGAAAAUAAACUAAAGGCGGAGAUGGAUGAACACCGUCUCAGAUUAGACAAAGAUCUUGAAACUCAGCGUAACAAUUUCGCUGCAGAAAUGGAGAAACUUAUCAAGAAACACCAAGCUGCUAUGGAAAAAGAGGCUAAAGUGAUGGCCAAUGAGGAGAAAAAAUUCCAGCAGCACAUUCAGGCUCAACAGAAGAAAGAACUGAAUAGCUUUCUGGAGUCCCAAAAAAGAGAAUAUAAACUUCGAAAAGAGCAGCUUAAGGAGGAGCUGAAUGAAAACCAGAGCACACCUAAAAAAGAAAAGCAGGAAUGGCUUUCCAAGCAGAAGGAGAACAUACAACACUUCCAGGCAGAAGAAGAAGCUAACCUUCUUCGACGCCAAAGGCAGUAUCUAGAGCUAGAAUGUCGCCGCUUCAAGAGAAGAAUGUUACUUGGGCGACAUAACUUGGAACAGGACCUUGUCAGGGAGGAGUUAAACAAAAGGCAGACUCAGAAGGACUUAGAACAUGCAAUGCUACUACGACAGCAUGAAUCCAUGCAAGAACUGGAGUUUCGCCACCUCAACACUAUUCAGAAGAUGCGCUGUGAGUUGAUCAGACUGCAGCAUCAAACUGAGCUCACUAACCAGCUGGAAUACAAUAAGCGAAGGGAACGGGAACUAAGACGAAAACAUGUUAUGGAAGUUCGACAACAACCUAAGAGUUUAAAGUCUAAAGAACUCCAGAUAAAAAAGCAGUUUCAGGAUACAUGUAAAAUUCAAACCAGACAGUACAAAGCAUUAAGAAACCACCUACUGGAGACUACACCAAAGAGUGAGCACAAAGCCGUUCUGAAGAGACUCAAGGAGGAACAGACUCGGAAGUUAGCCAUCUUGGCUGAGCAGUAUGAUCAUAGCAUUAAUGAAAUGCUCUCCACACAAGCUCUGCGUUUGGAUGAAGCACAGGAAGCAGAAUGCCAGGUUUUGAAGAUGCAGCUGCAGCAGGAACUGGAGCUACUGAAUGCAUAUCAGAGCAAAAUCAAGAUGCAGGCUGAGGCCCAACAUGAUCGAGAGCUUCGAGAGCUGGAACAGAGGGUCUCCCUUCGCAGAGCACUCUUAGAACAAAAGAUUGAAGAAGAGAUGUUGGCUUUGCAGAAUGAACGCACAGAACGAAUACGUAGCCUGCUUGAACGUCAAGCCAGAGAAAUUGAAGCUUUUGACUCUGAAAGCAUGAGACUAGGUUUCAGUAACAUGGUCCUUUCUAAUCUCUCCCCUGAGGCAUUCAGCCACAGCUACCCAGGAGCUUCUAGUUGGUCUCACAAUCCUACUGGGGGUCCCGGACCUCACUGGGGUCAUCCCAUGGGUGGCACACCACAAGCUUGGGGCCAUCCAAUGCAAGGUGGACCCCAGCCUUGGGGUCAUCCCUCAGGGCCAAUGCAAGGGGUCCCUCGAGGUAGCAGUAUGGGAGUCCGCAAUAGCCCCCAGGCUCUGAGGCGGACAGCUUCUGGGGGACGGACAGAACAGGGCAUGAGCAGAAGCACGAGUGUCACUUCACAAAUAUCCAAUGGGUCACACAUGUCUUACACAUAAUAAUUGAAAGUGGCAAUUCCGCUGGAGCUGUCUGCCAAAAGAAACUGCCUACAGAAAUCAUCACCGCAGCCUCCUCACUUGGGUACUACCAUGUGGAAGCUGAGUGCAUAUGGUAUAUUUUAUUCGUUUUUGUAAAGUGUUACGUUUUGUGUUUACUAAUUGGGUUGUCAUAGUAUUUGGCUGCCGGGUUUUUGUGGUUGGCUUUUUGUUUCUUUGUUUUUAACUUUUGGAAAAUUUUAAAAGUGGGAAUAGAUAAAUAUUUCAUGUGUGUGGCAAAAAGAAAUUGGCUUAAUAGAAGGGGUUUUAUCUGAAGAAUGUCAAAAUAAAAUGAAGCAAACUGGCCUCAGUCAUCACUUUAGGAUGUCCAUAGCCUAAGAAGUUUAUUGGAAGAUCUACAGCCUUCCUCCCUAUUCCACAGUCUGUGAGCCACUGAGGGCAGGUAACAUCUGUGCUGAAACACACCUCCACUCCUUACCAGUGUGUUUCCUUUCUUUAUGAAAUGGGCCUGACUUCCCAACCUCAUUUGGACUAAAAAGCAGAAAACCAUGAACAUUAAAAGAUUGUAUUCACCUUUUCAGGUGGUUAAAAAUCAUGUAGUUCUUUGCUAAGUGCUUCAGAAGUUUGUCGCUGAUUUUGUGGGUUCUAUCAUUAUAAGAUAGAGUUGCUUAAGGAGAUCAUAAGCUGUGUGGAGAUUGCACUACCAAGCCUGUGAACUAUCAGAGGGAAAAACCAGAAGGUCAGGGGACCCUGAAAGUUCCUGUGAUAGAUAUGUUCAGCAUGGAGUGAGGAGCUAAAGCCUCUCUAUUCCUACAUUUUGUCUCUUGUACAGUGAGAUCUCAUGCUACCCAAACUCUAAGACCCCAGACAGUACUUUUGCUUGUUGUACAAAAACAAAGACACUUAGCCAACACAGAGCAGAUGCCAGAGGUAUUUGAAUGAUGCCAUAUUUGUGAACUGCCACCUAUUAGAAUAUUCAUCACACUACACAGACAUAAUUUUAUUACCCCCUUUUUGGCGUAUGGGAUUUCCUGUUUACAAGUAGCAAUAGUUAUUUAUUUAGUUGCCACCAGGAGUCUGAGCCAAUGCCUACCAGCCGCUGACUAAUCCUCACACUGUGGGUGCCGCUUCGUGUGCAGGUCCUCUGUGUUCAGCCGCUGUUGUAUUGCUGCGUACCUUACAGACUUAGUUCGAUGGGGACCACCUUGGUCCAUGUUAAUAUCACACAAUAGCAGAUCCCUUUCAGAAGUCUCCAGCUUAGUGCUGAAAUACUACUGAGAAGAAACUAGUAGUUUGGUGAGUGAAAGAAAACAACAACAAAAAUUAAAAGUAAGUUCUAUAGUGGUCAGGGACCACUAACUGGGAAAUGUGUUCUCUUUUUCAAUGAAGGAUCAAUCCAGUGGUCUACGUCAGUGCUAGUUUGUCCUCUGGUUGCUUGUGGAGGGUGUGAGUUGGAGGUAGACAAGGGGCAGUGCCAUUUUUAGUGACAGACCAGAGUUUCUUACAAGUUAUUGCCCUGCUCCCCUUUCCGUUGUCUUGAAGAGCUCUUGUUGCUAACUCUGGGUCCUGCUUUUCCUGGAAUUUAGAGGGUAAGAACACACUUAAUCAUACUUAGAACAAACUAGCGACCAAAUUGUCAUCUGCUACUAUUGACGUUCUUUCUUUUCUUAACAUUUUAUGUCUUGUCCAGGUAUGUCAUUCCAGUCUCCAUGACUUACCCCCUUAAGGAAUUUCUGACUUUGGUUUGAGGGUUUCUGACACUAGUUAAAAGAAAAAUUAGAUCAGGGUGUAGUAGCACAUGCUUAUAAUUCCAGCACUUGGGAAGUGGGAGUCUGGGGUUCAAGGCUGCCUUCAUCUGUCUCACGAAGGGCAGAAAGAAAGAUGCUAUAAUAUAGAUUCUUGGAAAACCAAUAGAAGGUUGACAGUAAAGUUUACACACACUUCUAGGCAGGGUUUAAGCAUGUUCUAUGUCAGUUUUUAGGUGAAAAAAUAACUAAUGAAAGGGCUCUUAGUUUUCUGUCUUUUGCAUUCAAAACACUAUUCAAGAGUUUCAAACAAAUUGAGAGCUCUAUAUAUUUGGAGGAAAUAAGGGAAAGCUUUAGAUUUAAUAGGAUGUUCAAAACUAUAACAGAAGGCCAUCUUUUAUAAGAUGGUCUUAUAAAACCAUUAAAAACCAUUUUUCAUACAUCUGGCCCCUAUCUGCUCCCGGAGGGUUAGAAUGGGAAAGCAAGUCAGAUGUGAAUUAAAAAAUUCCUUCAGACUCCAAACUACUACCAGAGAUACACUUUAUAGUCCAGCUGUGAGCUUCACUUGGUCAGAUUGAGUGACUGAGUCCAUUUUGAUCGUAAUGCACUCAUACUAGUGUGAUUGAAUACUAUGUGUCAUGUCCAAUAGGAAUUUCUGCCUUAUCUAAUUGUGUGGCACCCAGUUUUCCCAUGUAGGUCAUGAUUAUACGAUCAAUUUAGUUAAAAUACAUGUGGUUUGCAAAAUGAUUAAAAUUAAUAGGUUUGUGUGUUUGUAAGUGCUAACUUCUGAGGAAUCAUGUACACGGCAGAAAUUAUCACAGUUUUUAACUGGUAGCAGGAAAUUUUGAAAGGGUUUGAAAUACCCUGAAGAUAAGGCAAGUACUAUCUGGGGGUGGGGGGGAGUAGAAAUGUAAACAUUUGACCAAAUUAGCACUACCUCCUCCCCAGUUAAUUCACUUAUUAUAUGUGUGUUGAAGAAAGUGAAAGUGUGGAAAAAUGGGUAGUGCACCAGAAGUUAUGGAUAUAUUUCUAGUAUCCAGAACCUAACAGGGAAACGUUUCUUGUUCUACCUUUCUUGGGUCAGCAUUUUAAAAAUACAAAGCUUCAUAUCUUAGAUAUUUUAUUUCUCAUUAAAUUCACUGCCCUUUGCACAUAACUUUUCUUUUAAACUUAGCUCUAACCCUAAAUUGUGACAUCAGAAAGUGUUUACACUGUGUAAACAAUGUUUGCUGAAAGUGUGUUUAUAUUUUAGAGUUCCUAUUCUGCACAUUUCCAUAACUAGAGAUGAAUAGUCCUGAUUAUAAUGUCACAUCCACAGAUGAAACACACUUAGUCUCAAGUCAAGGCCUUGCUAGUAAGUGGGGCUUUGUACAUCGUCAUUAUGAUUUUUUGACUGCCUGGAUACCAAGUAAACAACAUUCAGAACACUAAAGAAACUGACCUACAGAUCCAUCCUGCUACUAACAAGUUUUUGUGUACAUCCUUUUUUUUUUUUCCCAGAUCUUAAGGCAGAAUUUAGUAAGUUUGUGCUUCUGUAAAUGUCUAGCAUUUUAAACAUAUAUAGAAUACAUUGUUUUGGACACUGGAAUAAUAUGAUUUAUUUUCACCUAUAAAAAUGAUUUCAUUGUACUUGAACACCUUUGCAUUUCUCCAUUUGUGCCAUUUACAAGUGGAAAUAAAUUGUAUUAUACCAUGA